GUUGCUGACAAUCUCCUCUCCUCUCCGCUGACCCAAAAAUGUGGAAAGUAAAGGCUCUACCGAACAUGUGCACAAGCCCUCUGUUGCAAUCCAGAACAACUUCUUACAGAAACUACUCACCAACAGCUUUGUCAAAAGCAUUUUGUCUCGUGAUUGAUGAGAAUGGGUCAGUUGGGGGUGCUGCGAGGAGGUACGGGGUCCCUGAGUCCACAUUACGGGAUCGUGUUCUGGGGAAGGUUGACCCCGAAGCAACAAGAUCGGGACCAGCUCCUGUGUUCAGCCUCGAAGAGGAGAACAACUUGGUGGACCACCUGAAGAAGAUGGCGCUACUGGGUUAUGGAUAUAGCAGGGCCGAAGUUAUCGAUACAGCCACAAUAUAUGCUGUCAGUCUCAACAAAAGGGACGAAGAUCAUCCACUCAGCCUCAAAUGGUUUCGCAACUUUAUGACCAGAUGGCCUGAGCUGAGUGUCAAGAAGCCACGCAGCCUGGAUCUGUACAGAGCGAAGGCAACCUCUGAAGAAGUAGUGAUGGCAUACUUCGCCAAGCUCGAUGAGAUGCUGACAAAAUACAAAUUGAAGGAUGCACCUGAACGCAUCUUCAAUGUUGACGAAAAGGGUCUGAAACAAAACCAUUCCCCACCUUUCAUCGUUGGUUCGUCCUCCUCAUCCACCCCACUUGCUGUGACAAGCGGCAGAGGGAUGACCGUUACCAUCAUCGGUGCUGGGAAUGCUCUGGGUCAGCAAGUACCUCCAUACUUUGUAUUCCCAGGACAACGUAUGAGGCAGGAGCUACUCAAUGGCUGCUUACCUGGAACAGAUGGGACCGUCAGCGAAAGUGGUUGGUCGAAUACUGCUGUCUUCAUGACAUACCUUUCAACACACUUCUUGAAAUAUGUCACUGCGAGCCGAACGGAAGAUGAGCCAAUACUCCUUCUCUAUGAUGGUCAUCGAUCUCACAUCAACCUACCACUGAUUGACUGGGCAAGAGAUCAACACAUCUUGCUCUUUGUCUUGCCUGCACAUACAAGUCACGUCCUACAGCCACUUGAUCUAGCAUGCUUUGGGCCAUUUGAGAAGAUAUAUAAUUCCCUCUGCCACCGACAAAUGCGAGCCAACUCAACGACAGGGAUUGAUAGAUAUUCUGUGAGAUUGCAUGCAAUGCAUAUACAAAGGCCCUCUCUCCAGAGAACUUAAGGAGCUCUUUCAAGAAAGGAGGGAUUUACCCUUUGAAUAGUGGUGUCGUUGAUCGUGCCAUGUACGCUCCGGCUAGAGCUCUAAACAAGUGCACCUCUAACCCAGCAACAAAAGAAGGGGAUUUCCCCCAAGUAUCGGAGGUUGGCCCGCAAGGUGACCAUUCAUCUGAAGAUGGUGGCCUCCAUGUUGUCAGACCAGAUCUAAAAGUCGAUCAUAUUCCAGGCAGGAAACUCGAAACGAUACAUUUCAAUUGCCCAUUUAUAAAUUACAUUUACAAGUUUGCCGAUUGAAGUUUUGUGUUGCCCAAACGAAUGUUUUGGGAGACACCAGUCCUAACAUUUCCUGUGACCGUUGUGUUCGUAUGUUAAAGUUUAUUUAAUGUUUUUUUAAUUACUCUCGUUACCUAAGUAGGCCUAUUCGUCUGAAUUUACAUGAAAAAUUGACCUAAUUAAGUACCAAAGAUGAUGUAGGAUAUAUUCCAUGUCAAAGUUCGAAGGUCAAAUGAGGUCAGCUAUGAUUUACAGAGGUUUAGGUUUAAUAAGAAAUAGGCUACAAUUAAAAAUAAAACACGACCACUCAAGAAAACCUGAAAGUAGAAAAAUAUGUAAAAUGUCAUUUAUUUAUUUUUCAUUUGAAAUUUAUAGCUUUAAUACCAUAUGAUAUAUUUUCGAAGUAUAGAAGGUUGAUUUUUGGAAAAUAUAAGAUAGCUACCGACAAUGGAGCCUGAUGGA
Molecule: messenger RNA, 1924 nt
Organism: Patiria miniata (bat star)
Lineage: Eukaryota; Metazoa; Echinodermata; Asteroidea; Valvatida; Asterinidae
Exons: 2
Coding region: 39-1193 (384 amino acids)
Cellular component (GO): nucleus
Molecular function (GO): DNA binding
Source: RefSeq, a predicted model, not a curated record